This is a messenger RNA of Podospora bellae-mahoneyi, 1609 nucleotides long. RefSeq names its product Protein-lysine N-methyltransferase rrg1 (gene rrg1). The record is from RefSeq and is a predicted model, not a curated record. Bases 491 to 1525 code for a protein of 344 amino acids. Lineage: Eukaryota; Fungi; Ascomycota; Sordariomycetes; Sordariales; Podosporaceae. The transcript is spliced from 3 exons.
GGACAUUGGGGCCCAGGCAUCAGCUUUUUUCCAGUGUGUGGCGGUGGUUUUGGCGCUGCCAAAACCACACCGCUGAUGUGUCCGGCUUACGGGUGACUGUUUGAGGGCGGGCAAAUUGUCCAGGUUUCUUCAUCAGAAACGUGAGCCAUGGGGUGCCCCCAUAUCGAAAGCGGGUCUACGAUGGUUUCCCAGACGGAACGGCUCACCGCCGAGGGGGCGGAAGAUGGGUCUUCCUUUUCUGGGUGAGACUCCACUGCAGGGAAGGUCCCUUAAGCAUCUGAGCUGAACGACUGUGAGCAUGAAGCCUUGAGAGUUUGUGAAAAGGCUCCUUCUUCUGGCUUUUCUUCUUUACUUUUUGUCGUUGUUGGGUCGUCUUGGUCGUGCUGGUUGGUUUGCGCCGUUUUUUGUUUUCUCGCCUCUCUUUUUUUUCCCUUUCGGGUAGCCUCCUACUUGACUCUCCUCGCCCCCUUAUCAUCACCCCACUGCUAAAAUGCGCGGCAUCGAAGAAGACGAAGAUCUCCCACAUCUGUGGCAGAAGCCUGCCUAUUCAGUCAUUUUGGAGGCUCUAGAAAAACUUAGGGUCGAGCCGCCUGUUUGGGGAGCAAAGGUCUCUCGAUCAGAGAUCAUCAAACAACAGGCCGCUGUUCAGACUGCUCAUGAGCGCAAGGAGGCUAUUGCUUUUCUGUCUUCGAUCAUCAAGAGUGGGCUAUCAUGGCUGGGGGACGACGAUGAGAGGGAGGUGAUUUGGGAAGAGGCCAGCAAGCGCAUGUCAGAGCGCUGCGGGCGAACAGCUAUGGGCGAGAUCAUCAGGAGCUGGCCCUUUGAGAACCCCGAUUAUGGUGCAUUCAGCCUCACUAUCAGAGAGCCGCCAUUAACGGGAGACUCUCUCGGCUUAAAGACAUGGGGCUCGUCCUACGCACUAGCCCAGAGACUUCACGAGUUCGCCUCUGGCCCUCUGGCACAUUUGGUUCGCUCUUCUCAAAAGACAGAGGAGGUUCUCGAGCUUGGGUCUGGAACUGGCUUACUCGGCUUAGCCGCGGCGUCUAUCUGGAGGAAAACCGUCUAUCUUACCGAUCUCCCCGAAAUCAUGUCCAACCUCGAGCAUAACGCUUCACUCAACCGCGCUCUCGUAGAAGAACGUGGAGGCAGAGUUGAAGCUGCUCCUUUGACGUGGGGUGGCAGCGAAGAAGAGGUCGACCCGAGGUUUCGAUCAGGAAAACGGUUCGAGCUCAUCAUCGUUGCUGACCCAUUAUACGACGAUGAUCACCCCGCUCUGCUGGCCAGUGCCAUAGACGAGCAGCUUGCUCUCAAUCCAGAUGCUCGUGUACUGGUUAUGGUGCCGCAAAGAGACGAGAUCACCAAAGAUCUUUGCAGGACGUUGAGGGCCGAGCUCGGCAGACACACCAAUCCGUUGAUUUGUCACCAUGAGAAUAUUGUAGAUGGUGAAGACGAUUGGGGCGAUGGGAACAACGACGACUCACAGCAAGUUGGCUUCUGGUGGGGAAUUUUGGGGAGAAGUUCUUAAACCACAAUAACUCGCCCACUUUCUUUUUGUUUGCAUUGAUUAUUAUCAAGACACAUGACGAUCAAGGGUUUUAAUUUUAUGUAC